AUGGCAGUCAUAACACCUGCACUGGGCCGGCGUUUGCCAAGGGAGCUGAUAUCCGCUGCGCCUCGCCGGUUCACGGCUCUGCCAAAACACCCAGGUUGUCGACCAGCUCAACAUUCCCGCCGCCUACACACCUUUCAGCCUCUUUAUCGAGUCACCGCCGAGUCACCUCUUCCUAUACCGAGCAAAGAGGCAAGAACAAGACAACGGUAUUCGUCCCGACGCACUGGCUCCGCCGCGGCCUCUCUCAUUGCUAGCGUUGGCCUCUUCUCGCUUUUCGCUGGUCUCUUCUCGCUUUUCGAGCCGGACACGGCCCCUCGAGACAAUCCAUCCAAUACCUCACCGGACGACCGAGAUCCUGAACUGCCUCGCUUCAGGCUGUCUGAUGUGAGGAAGCACGACGCCAAAUCAGACCGACCAUGGAUCACCUAUGAGGACAAGGUUUAUGAUAUUACCGAUUGGAUACCUGCCCACCCUGGCGGCGACGUCAUUCUUCGCGCCGCCGGCGGGAGCAUCGACGCUUAUUGGGAUAUCUUCUCCAUACACAAGUCUCCUCACGUAUACGAAAUCCUCGCCCACUACUUGAUAGGCUAUGUCGACGUGGCCGACCUCGUCGACGGCAGACCCCUCCCCGAGCAGAUCGAAGACCCCUUCAACGACGACCCCCCUCGUGACCCCAGGCUUAUCACCAUGACGGAGAAACCGCGGAAUGCCGAGACCCCGCUGGAGGAAUUGACCGAGUCCUUCAUCACACCGAAAGAGCUGUUCUAUGUACGGAAUCACAUGUGGGUCCCCAAGGUGGACGACCCCGACCGCUACACCUUGACUGUCGAACUCCUGGACGGUUCUACAAAGGAGUACACCUUGGAUGACCUCAAGACCAAGUUCAAACCCGUGAAGAUCACCGCCGCCCUUCAGUGCUCGGGCAACCGCCGCAAGGAUAUGACAACCCAUGCCCAGAAAAAGACGAACGGUCUUCAAUGGAACCUUGGUGCCAUCUCGAAUGCCGUCUGGGAAGGCGUGAGGCUGGCGGACGUCCUUGCGGAUGCUGGCUUUCCCCUCGAACAGGCCAGGGCGGGGGACACUGAAGCCCGUCACGUCCAGUUUGCGGGCGGGGAAUCAUACGCUGCGAGCAUCCCCAUCGGGCCGGCCCUCGACCACCGAGGUGACGUUCUCCUUGUGUACGCCAUGAAUGGCGCCCCCCUGCCGCCUGAUCACGGUUUCCCCCUGCGGGCCCUCGUACCAGGCCACGUCGCUGCGCGCUCCGUCAAGUGGCUCAAGCGGGUGGUUGUUUCCGACGAAGAGAGCCAGAGCCAAUGGCAGCAAAAGGACUAUAAGCUAUUCGGUCCCAACGUGACCGAUCCGGACUGGAGCCAAGCGCCUGCCAUUCAAGAGAUGCCCAUCACAAGUGCUAUCACUACGGUCAAGCUUGGCGACUGGGCCCCGCUCCUCCCUUCUGCUUCCGAGACGAAGGAACGAGAGACGGCCACAAAGACCAGCGAACCAAGGGGUCGAAGGGCUUCGAUCGGCGGUUUCGCCUACUCCGGCGGAGGGCGCGCCAUCAUUCGGGUGGACGUCAGCCUCGACAACGGCACGACGUGGGACCAGGCCGAGCUGCUCGAUGACUGCGCCGUACCGGGUCCCGGCCAGGAAAGUCCAUGCAACGGUCACAAGUCUUGGGCAUGGCGGAGAUGGCGAUACGAGGGCGUUAUCCCGCUUCACAAAAAGGAGGAAAGACGCGAAGACGGAAAGCGGUGCUCGACCCUAUUCGUCAAGGCGACCGACGAAGCCUACAAUGCGCAACCCGAGGGCUACGACGCCAUAUGGAACGUCAGAGGGAACCUGGCCAACGCCUGGCAUCGUGUGCGGGUCUGUUCCGAGUGUGAGAACAAUAAGUGA
This is a messenger RNA of Sodiomyces alkalinus F11, 1896 nucleotides long. RefSeq names its product molybdopterin binding oxidoreductase. Lineage: Eukaryota; Fungi; Ascomycota; Sordariomycetes; Glomerellales; Plectosphaerellaceae. The record is from RefSeq and is a predicted model, not a curated record. The coding region runs from base 1 to 1896 and encodes 631 amino acids. Gene Ontology annotation, cellular component: mitochondrion. Gene Ontology annotation, molecular function: oxidoreductase activity; molybdenum ion binding. The transcript has 3 exons.